AUGGAGAGCGCGUGGGUGGUGAACGGCUGGCGAGCCAUGUUCGAGGAGUCGGGCUACCCUGAGUGGGUGGUGGCGGGCGUGGGCAGCUUCGUGCUGCACGAGUCGCUCUAUUUCCUGUUCCACAUCCCCUACCUCAUCUCCGACCUCAUCCCCUCGCACCAGAAGUACAAGGUCCAGCCCCACAAGCCCAACGACUGGCCUCUCUACAAGCGGUGCCUCAAGCAGCUCUUCUUCAGCCACAUCGUCAUCCAGCUGCCCCUCAUCCUUGUCUCUCACCCAAUCUUCGAACUGCUUGGCAUCCGAACCGAGGCCGAACUAAUCCCCUCGUGGUGGACCAUCGUCGGAUCUUGCGUCCUCUUCCUCAUCAUCGAAGAUUUUUAUUUUUAUUGGAUUCACCGAUUCUUGCACUGGGGUCCCAUCUACCCCUACAUCCACAAGAUCCAUCAUCACCACGCCGCGCCCUUCGGCCUCGCCGCCGAGUACGCCCACCCGGUGGAGACCAUCUUCCUCGGUCUUGGCACCAUGCUCGGCCCGUUCCUCUUCGCCACCCACCUCUUCACCGUGUGGGCCUGGCUCUUCCUCCGCCUCUUCCAGACCGUUGAGGCCCACGCCGGCUACGACUACCCCUGGUCGCCCAACCGCUUCAUCCCCUUCUGGGGCGGAGCUGAGUACCACGACUUCCACCACAUGGCGUUCACCGGCAACUACGCCUCGACGUUCAUCGUGUGGGACCGCGUGUUCGGCACCGACGUCAAGUACCACGAGCACCGCAACAAGCAGCAGAAGGCCAAGAACGGCGUUCGCUUCGAGGAGACCGCCGCUCCCAAGAAGGCCAAGAAGCGCGAGUGA
Molecule: messenger RNA, 849 nt
Organism: Acanthamoeba castellanii str. Neff
Lineage: Eukaryota; Discosea; Longamoebia; Acanthamoebidae
Product: C4methyl sterol oxidase
Exons: 3
Coding region: 1-849 (282 amino acids)
Biological process (GO): sterol biosynthetic process
Molecular function (GO): C-4 methylsterol oxidase activity; iron ion binding
Source: RefSeq, a predicted model, not a curated record